Messenger RNA from Scomber scombrus (Atlantic mackerel), 1595 nucleotides. RefSeq names its product ubiquitin-conjugating enzyme E2 L3-like. The coding region runs from base 47 to 655 and encodes 202 amino acids. The record is from RefSeq and is a predicted model, not a curated record. Lineage: Eukaryota; Metazoa; Chordata; Actinopteri; Scombriformes; Scombridae. The transcript has 4 exons.
ACAGGAAGAAGAAGAAGUAGAAGACGAUCAGCAGCUCGGCACCACAAUGACUUCCACCAGGAGACUAGGAAAGGAGCUCGAUGACAUCCGCAAAUCUGGAAUGAAGCAUUUCCGCAACAUUCAAGUGGAUGAAGCAAAUAUUUUGAACUGGCAAGGCCUGAUUGUUCCUGAUUGUGCUCCGUAUGAUAAAGGAGCGUUUCGUAUUGAGAUCAUCUUCCCGGCCGAGUAUCCGUUCAAACCUCCUAAGAUCACGUUCAAGACAAAGAUCUACCAUCCCAACAUCGAUGAGAAGGGUCAGGUGUGUCUGCCCAUCAUCAGCGUGGAGAACUGGAAACCAGCGACGAGAACCUGCCAAGUGAUCCAGUGUCUCAUUGCUCUGGUGAACAUCCCUCAGCCGGAGCAUCCGCUGCGUGCCGACCUGGCGGAGGAAUACACCAAAGACCGCGCGAAAUUCAUGAAGAACGCCGAAGAGUUCACAAAGAAACACAGUGAAAAGCGACCUUGGACUGACGACACUGACACUCACGGCUUUGUUGGCCUCCUUUCUGUUUCCUGUUCGACAAGCCUGAACCCCCAAACCCAAACCCCCCCCCCCCCGUUCUUACUACGCACCUACAUUGUUUUAGCACUCUCCUACCAACACUCCUUUUUUUAAUAGAGGCUUGUUUUUUUUUUUGUUUCACUUUGCCAAAAAAAAAAAGAAAAAAAUAGAGAAGGAGGGAGGGAAAAAAAGAAAAAGAAAAGCAGGACCUUUUUUUGGUGAGUAGGCAGACUCUUGCCUCUAGGUGUCACCUUUUUUCCCCCCCGGUUGUUAAUGACUUCUUUCUACUGAUUUCUUUUUAGAAAAAAAAAUAAGAAAAAUGUCAGGUGCCAUCCUGGAGCAAAUAAAAAAUGUCAGAAAUAUAUUUAAAAAUUAAAAAAAAAAAAAAAAAGAAGUGCUGUUCUGCUUACUUAAAUGUUGAAUGUUAUCUCAGACUAAUCAUUCGCUUAUGCAGACCUGUUUACAGAUUAUAAAGCUUUGUUUUCAAAAGUUAACAAAUGUUGCGCAGCAUUUAAUGCUGUUGUAAAUAUAUAUCUGUUUGUCUCCUUCCUUUUUUAAUUUUCCUUUUUUUUUUUCAUCCUCUCCUUUCUUUACGAUACACUGUUCUGUUUGUUACUGAUGCAGAAAUAAUCCAGAUGUUAACAGAAAUGUGUUAAAUGCAGCAUCAUCCUUUGUUUCCUUUUUAAUGAAAUGGUUUUUUUUUGUAUUUCACAUGUUUGCAACAAGUAGUCCCUUUAUUAUUAUAAUUAUAAUAAUUAAUAAUACAAAUAACCCUUCCACCUCUGUUGGCUUCCCAGGAUAAAGUGCAUAUAGUCAUAGUGAGCAUUUAUUUUUCCACACAGGAGGAAAAUUGUGUUUUUUAUUUAACUUUACUGCUGCACGUCUGGAUGUCAGACUCAGCUCUACAAGCAUCUCACUGUUUAGUUUUUGUUUUUUUUCUGUCAUCAAAUUUUUUUUUUUUUGUUAAUUUAUCUCUUCUAUAAACCCUUUCAAGCACACAAUGUUCACACAGUUGUCCAGUUCUCUGCAGAAUAAUAAAAGAAACAUUUGAUGA